This is a messenger RNA of Nothobranchius furzeri (turquoise killifish), 790 nucleotides long. The record is from RefSeq and is a predicted model, not a curated record. Lineage: Eukaryota; Metazoa; Chordata; Actinopteri; Cyprinodontiformes; Nothobranchiidae.
GAUGUCAGGCUCGUCCUCCUGCUGGUCUAUCUGUAUGUCCGUGAAGGACAGGUGUCCUGGUCCCAGAGGACUCCUCAGUCUGCUCAUCACUAAAGCGGUCCUGUUUGCUCUGCUGUUUGGAGUCGUCUGGUCCAUCACUGGCAGGGAAUGUUUACCUGGAGGGAACCUCUUCGGCAUCAUCAUCCUCUUCAUCAGCUCGGUGCUGGGGGGGAAGCUGGUGGGGCUGAUCCGCCUCCCCAAGUUGCCCCCCCUCCCCCCACUGCUCGGGAUGCUGUUGGCUGGCCUCCUGCUCCGUAACGUUCCGUACGUGACUGAAGCCGUCUUCAUCAACACGCACUGGUCUGCAGCGCUGAGGAACAUCGCCCUGUCAAUCAUCCUGACCCGGGCUGGACUGGGCCUCAACCCCUCGGCGCUGCGUCGGCUGAAGGCGGUGUGUGUUCGUGUGGCGGUUGGUCCCUGCAUGAUGGAAGCGUGCGUCAUCGCUGUGGUCUCUCACUUCCUGCUCAGACUGCCCUGGAUCUGGGGCUUUAUUCUAGGCUUCGUUCUGGCUGCUGUGUCUCCAGCUGUCGUCGUCCCCUCCAUGUUGCUGCUACAGAGGGAAGGAUAUGGAGUGGAGAAGGUAAACCAUCUGCGAGAACGUUGUGAUUCCAGAAGCUUUGACUGAACUUCCUGUUGGGUCGAGCUGUGGAGAAGAGUCAUGGGUUCAUGUUUGAAGUUUUCCUGAAUAUUUACUAAGUUUUCUUAGUAAAUAUUCUAUUUGGUGAGAGAUAAACUUUAUUGUAUUUAUCCU